Messenger RNA from Aspergillus melleus, 273 nucleotides. RefSeq lists its product as uncharacterized. Gene Ontology annotation, cellular component: cytoplasm; actin cortical patch; actin cytoskeleton. The transcript has a single exon. Lineage: Eukaryota; Fungi; Ascomycota; Eurotiomycetes; Eurotiales; Aspergillaceae. Gene Ontology annotation, molecular function: actin filament binding. Bases 1 to 273 code for a protein of 90 amino acids. The record is from RefSeq and is a predicted model, not a curated record. Gene Ontology annotation, biological process: actin filament depolymerization; actin filament severing; cell motility.
AUGUUAAUCGUAGACAGCGUGACAAUCACCGACGAAUGCCUUGACGCAUUCCGGGCCCUACACAGUGGACGUGGCCGCAAUAAACUUCGAUAUGUGAUCUUCAAAAUCGCCGAUGACGAAUCUUCCGUGGUGGUGGAAGACUCUUCGCCCGAGCAUGAUUACGAGGGCUUUCGCCGAAAGCUAUCAUCGGCUGUAGAUAGCCAAGGACGACCCAUGCCGAGAUAUGGGGUAUACGACGUGGAGUAUGAUCUUGGUGAAGAUGGGAAAAGGUAA